Messenger RNA from Plutella xylostella (diamondback moth), 8871 nucleotides. NCBI's taxonomy places the organism in Eukaryota, Metazoa, Arthropoda, Insecta, Lepidoptera, Plutellidae. The record is from RefSeq and is a predicted model, not a curated record.
UAUUCUGUUCUAUUCUAUGCCCACCAUAAUUCCUCACUAAUUUCCCUACAAACCUAUGACAAAGAAGUACAGUAGGUUUAGUUCCUGCGUCGUAUCCGUGCCGACCAGUGCAGUGAUCCGCAGAGGCAAGCCCGCACAUGCGCAGUGCGCGCGCCGCGCCACAGACUACACAACACACGGGCAAGCAGGACGUCUAGACAAACUCUGUGAACUUGUGACCACAGGGGAAAGAAACACUACGUGUGAAUAAAAAACGUUUGUGAAAUGGUGCACGAUUCGGAUUUGGAUAAUUGUGGGUUCAAGUGGACUUUUAAAGCGCUGCAGAAUUGUACGCAGUAGUGUAGUGCAGUCAGAUGUGGCAUAGUGCGGCGCACGGGAGCGAGGAGCGCGCGUCCCCGGGACGUUGGACGUGCCGCCGCGUCCGGUAAACACACCCGCCGACAACACACUAUAUAAGGUCGGACAUGAAAAAUCUUGCCCAUUGUCUGGCUGUUCCUAUCAGCGAUCACGUGGUCACUUUCAUCUCUCUUGUAGCCGCGGCCGCCCUGCCCUCGCGGACGACAGUACGGCGCUCCGGCGGUAGGUGGCAGGCGGGUGUCCGCUCGGCGCGACGCGGCGACGGCGGCCGCGCGCCCGCUCCCAGCCUCCGCCCGCCCAUUCACUGUUAGCAGUAGGCAGUUUACUCGGAGGGAGUUCGAUAGACAAUGUCCGAGGACUUGGACUCGAUCAGCGAGGAAGAACCAAGCUUGUUCCGACCCUUCACCAGAGAGUCUCUGGCCGCUAUCGAAGCCCGCAUAGCUGAUGAACUCGCUAGACAAAAGGAAAACGAAAAGAAACGAGCGGAAGGCGAGACCGAUUUGGGGCGGACGAAAAAGAAAAAAGAAGUUCGAUAUGAGGACGAGGACGAGGACGAGGGCCCGCAGCCGGACGCGACGCUGGAGCAGGGGCUGCCGGUGCCCGUGCGCAUGCAGGGCUCCUUCCCGCCCGAGCUCGCCUCCACUCCGCUCGAGGACAUCGACCCCUAUUAUCACAACCAGAAAACCUUCGUAGUCGUAAGCAGGGGUAGAGAUAUCUUCAGAUUUUCGGCAACCGACGCACUCUGGAUGUUGGACCCAUUUAAUCCAAUCAGAAGAGUGGCGAUUUACAUCUUAGUGCAUCCGUUAUUUUCAUUUUUUAUUAUUACAACAAUUUUAGUAAACUGCAUUCUUAUGAUAAUGCCUUCAACACCUACUGUCGAAAGUACUGAAGUUAUCUUUACCGGCAUCUACACGUUUGAAUCGGCGGUGAAAGUAAUGGCCAGAGGUUUCAUACUACAGCCAUUCACAUACCUUAGAGAUGCAUGGAAUUGGCUUGACUUCGUAGUUAUAGCAUUAGCUUAUGUGACGAUGGGAAUAGAUCUUGGGAACUUGGCCGCUCUAAGAACCUUCAGAGUGCUCCGAGCGUUGAAAACCGUAGCCAUCAUACCCGGUUUGAAGACCAUCGUCGGAGCCGUGAUUGAGUCAGUGAAGAAUCUGAGGGACGUGAUAAUCCUGACGAUGUUCUCGCUGUCUGUGUUCGCUCUGAUGGGCCUGCAGAUCUACAUGGGCGUGCUGACGCAGAAGUGCGUCAAGUCCUUCCCCGAGGACGGCUCGUGGGGGAACCUCACCGACGAGAACUGGGAGAGGUUCUGUCAGAAUGAAACGAACUGGUAUUUUGAAAAUGGUGCAUAUCCGCUAUGCGGGAACUCAUCAGGUGCUGGACAAUGUGAGCCGGGCUACGUGUGUUUGCAAGGGUACGGGCCGAAUCCCAACUACGGCUACACGAGUUUCGAUACAUUCGGUUGGGCGUUUCUGUCAGCUUUCCGCCUCAUGACGCAGGAUUAUUGGGAAAAUCUAUACCAAUUGGUGCUAAGGUCGGCGGGCUCGUGGCACGUGUUGUUCUUCGUGGUGAUCAUCUUCCUCGGCUCGUUCUAUCUCGUCAACUUGAUCUUGGCCAUCGUCGCUAUGUCGUACGACGAGUUGCAGAAGAAAGCCGAAGAGGAGGAACAAGCCGAAGAAGAAGCUCUUAGGGAAGCGGAACAGAAGGCAGCGGCGCGCGCGGACAAGCAAGAAGCUCGCGAGGCGCACGCGCGCGAGGUGGCCGCCGCGGCCGAGGCAGCCGCCUAUGCCGAGGCACACCCGGCCAAGAGCCCCAGCUUCUCCUGUCAGAGCUACGAGCUGUUCGUGAACCAGGAGCGAGGCAACCAGGACGACAAUACGCGCGAGCGCAUGUCGCUGCGCAGUGACCCCUUCCAAGACUCGGUGAGCACUCAGCCCGCGCACAAGCCCGACCCGCACAGCGAGGCGCGCCGCCAGCGGAAGGUCAGCAUGGUCCCCCACCCUGAACGAAUAAAUAAAUACGGGCAGUUGUCAUACGGGCCACUGCGCGAGGGCUCGCAGGCUUCGUUAUCGCUUCCUGGAUCACCGUUCAACCUUCGUCGAGGCUCGAGAGGAUCCCAUCAGAUGGCACUCAGACCAAAUGGAAGGCCACGGUAUCCACCGGGCGCGGAUCGGAAACCCUUAGUUCUAUCAACCUAUUUGGACGCACAAGAGCAUUUGCCUUACGCUGAUGACUCAAAUGCCGUUACACCGAUGUCGGAAGAAAACGGAGCUAUUAUAAUACCGGUCUACUAUGCCAAUUUAGGAUCGAGGCAUUCGUCGUAUACGUCUCACCAAUCGCGGCUGUCGUACACGUCACACGGAGACCUGCUGGGAGGACUGGGCAAGGCACAGACCAAGGAGGCCAAGCUCCGGAAUAGAUCAGCAUCGAGAAACCACAGUGUGACGUCACAACCGCACGCCUACCCACUGCCGCGGCAAGACUCCUCCCUCGCAUCGAGACCACUUAGGGAAUAUGAAAUGAGCACAGCAGAAUGUACAGACGACGCUGGCAAAGUACUGAAACCUUCUAAUGACAACCCCUUCAUAGAAUCAUCUGAACAACCAAACGUAGUAGAUAUGAGAGAUGUAAUGGUACUGAAUGAAAUUAUCGAACAGGCUGGAAGACAAAGCAGAACAAGCGAUCAGAAUGUGUCAGUGUACUACUUCCCAACAGCCGAGGACGAUGAGGACGGGCCUACCAUGAAGGAGAAGCUCCUAGAAUGCCUGAUGAAGGGAAUCGACAUAUUCUGUGUGUGGGACUGUUGCUGGUUGUGGUUGGAGUUUCAGAAGUAUGUGGCGCUACUGGUGUUCGAUCCGUUUGUGGAACUGUUCAUCACACUGUGCAUUGUAGUCAACACUUUGUUCAUGGCCUUGGAUCAUCACGAUAUGGACAGGGACAUGGAAAAAGCCUUGAAGAGUGGAAACUACUUCUUUACGGCGACUUUUGCGAUAGAAGCGACAUUAAAAUUAAUAGCAAUGAGUCCAAAGUAUUACUUUCAAGAAGGAUGGAACAUAUUUGACUUUAUAAUCGUGGCCUUAUCAUUAUUGGAGUUGGGAUUAGAAGGUGUUCAGGGUUUGUCUGUUUUACGUUCGUUUCGUUUGCUCCGUGUAUUUAAACUGGCCAAGUCGUGGCCGGCGCUAAACCUUAUUAUAUCCAUAAUGGGUAGGACGGUGGGCGCAUUAGGGAACUUGACCUUUGUACUUUGCAUCAUUAUAUUCAUAUUCGCCGUGAUGGGCAUGCAGUUAUUUGGGAAGAACUACACAGAUCACGUGGACCGCUUCCCGGACGGGGACCUGCCUCGGUGGAACUUCACGGACUUCAUGCACAGCUUCAUGAUCGUGUUCCGCGUGCUGUGCGGGGAGUGGAUCGAGAGCAUGUGGGACUGCAUGCUCGUGGGGGACGUCUCCUGUAUCCCCUUCUUCUUGGCCACCGUCGUCAUUGGCAACUUUGUGGUACUUAACCUUUUCUUGGCCCUGUUACUGUCAAAUUUUGGCUCGUCGAGCUUAUCGACACCGACUGCCGAUCAGGAGACCAACAAAAUAGCGGAAGCCUUCAACAGGAUAUCAAGGUUCAAUGAGUGGGUCAAGAAGAGUAUCGCAGACUUUCUGAAGAUAUUGAAGAACAAAUUGACCAAUCAGAUAGCGAUACACGCCCCCGGCUUAAAGGCGGCUCUCUGUGGCCGGUGCGUGUCCUCAGACCGAGUGGACAACGAGCUCGAACUCGGCACGGAUCUAGAAGACACAGUCCUAUACAAAGACAAGAAACUAAAAGACCAAGUCGAAGUAGCCAUAGGCGACGGAAUGGAAUUCACGAUACCAGUUAAUGGCAUCAUUUCAGGUGACAAUAAAUAUAAAAAAGGGAAGAUACUGAUGAAUAAUAUAAAUGCCAUAACGGACAAUCAUAGGGAUAAUCGGUUAGAAUGUGAGCUCAAUCAUCAUGGAUAUCCAUUACAGGAUGAUGAUACAAUUAGUCAAAAGUCUUACGGUAGUCAUAAGAUUAGAUCGUUCAAAGAUGAAAGCCAUAAAGGUUCAGCUGACACGAUAGACGGUGAAGAAAAGAAGGACGCUAGUAAAGAAGAAUUAGGUUUAGAAGAAGAAAUAGAAGAAGAAGAGGAUAAAUUAGAAGGAUUGAAAGAUAUAAUAGUGGCAGCUGAUGAGGACGUGGUGGACGACUCACCAGCGGAAUGUUGUCCGGACAAGUGCUACAAGCAAUUCCCAUUCCUUGCCGGAGACGACGAGUCGCCCUUCUGGCAAGGCUGGGGCAUGCUCCGACUGAAGACAUUCAGACUUAUAGAGAACACAUACUUCGAGACUGCUGUCAUCACCAUGAUUUUGCUCAGCAGUUUAGCUUUAGCUUUGGAAGAUGUACAUCUACCACACAGGCCGAUUCUACAAGACAUUCUGUACUACAUGGAUCGGAUAUUUACAGUGAUAUUCUUCCUCGAGAUGUUGAUCAAGUGGCUUGCGCUCGGGUUCCAGAAGUACUUCACAAACGCCUGGUGCUGGCUUGACUUUAUCAUCGUCAUGGUCUCGCUUAUAAACUUCGUAGCGGCGCUUUGUGGCGCCGGAGGCAUUCAGGCGUUCAAAACCAUGCGAACACUGCGAGCGCUGCGCCCGCUCAGGGCCAUGAGUCGCAUGCAGGGCAUGAGGGUGGUCGUGAACGCACUGGUGCAGGCCAUCCCCUCCAUCUUCAACGUGCUGCUCGUGUGUCUCAUCUUCUGGCUCAUCUUCGCCAUCAUGGGAGUGCAGCUGUUCGCUGGAAAGUACUUUAAGUGCGUGGACCUGAACCACACGACGCUCAGCCACGAGAUCAUCCCGGACCGGAACGCUUGCAUCCUCGAGAACUACACGUGGGAGAACUCGCCCAUGAACUUCGACCAUGUGGGCAAGGCGUACCUGUGCCUCUUCCAGGUGGCCACCUUCAAGGGCUGGAUCCAGAUCAUGAACGACGCUAUUGACUCUAGAGAGGUUGGCCGACAGCCGAUAAGAGAAACGAACAUCUACAUGUACUUGUAUUUCGUAUUCUUCAUCAUAUUCGGCUCAUUCUUUACCCUCAACCUGUUUAUCGGAGUCAUCAUCGACAACUUCAACGAGCAGAAGAAGAAGGCUGGAGGCAGUCUCGAGAUGUUCAUGACUGAGGACCAGAAGAAAUACUACAAUGCCAUGAAGAAGAUGGGAUCAAAGAAACCGCUGAAGGCGAUCCCGAGACCGAAGUGGCGUCCACAAGCGAUAGUAUUCGAGAUAGUGACCGACAAGAAGUUCGACAUGAUCAUCAUGUUGUUUAUCGGCCUUAACAUGUUGACGAUGACACUCGACCACUACCAGCAAGCAGAGUCGUUUAGCGUAGUCUUGGACUACUUGAACAUGAUCUUCAUUGUGAUUUUCAGCUCCGAGUGCAUGUCCAAGAUAUUCGCUCUGCGCUACCACUACUUUGUCGACCCGUGGAACUGGUUCGACUUUGUUGUCGUCAUGUUUUCUAUUCUCAGUUUGGUGUUGAGCGAUAUAAUAGAGAAGUAUUUCGUGUCACCGACGCUGCUUCGUGUGGUGCGAGUGGCGAAGGUGGGCCGAGUGUUGCGACUGGUGAAGGGCGCGAAGGGAAUCAGGACUCUCCUGUUCGCGCUGGCCAUGUCUCUACCGGCUCUCUUCAACAUCUGUCUGCUGCUGUUCCUGGUGAUGUUCAUCUUCGCCAUAUUUGGGAUGUCCUUCUUCAUGCAUGUGAAGAACAAAGGAGGAUUGGACGACGUGUACAACUUCAAGACUUUUGUGCAGAGCAUGAUAUUGCUCUUUCAGAUGUCGACGUCGGCCGGGUGGGACGGCGUGCUGGACGGCAUAAUUAACGAGGAGGAGUGCGACCUGCCGGACAACGAGCGCGGCUACCCCGGCAACUGCGGCUCGGCCACCAUCGGCAUCACCUACCUGCUGUCCUACCUCGUCAUCUCCUUCCUCAUCGUCAUCAACAUGUACAUCGCCGUCAUCCUCGAGAACUACUCGCAGGCCACCGAGGACGUGCAAGAAGGAUUGACGGAUGACGAUUACGAUAUGUAUUAUGAGAUCUGGCAGCGCUUCGACUCGGACGGCACGCAGUACAUCCGCUACGACCAGCUGUCCGACUUCCUGGACGUGCUGGAGCCGCCGCUGCAGAUCCACAAGCCCAACAAGUACAAGAUCAUCAGCAUGGACAUCCCCAUCUGCCGCGGCGACAUGAUGUUCUGCGUGGACAUCCUGGACGCGCUCACCAAGGACUUCUUCGCGCGCAAGGGCAACCCCAUCGAGGAGACGGGCGACCUGGAGGUGGGCCGGCCCGACGAGGUGGGCUACGAGCCCGUGUCGUCCACGCUGUGGCGGCAGCGCGAGGAGUACUGCGCGCGCCUCAUACAGCACGCGUGGCGGCGGCACCGGCGCGGCGAGGGCAGCGCGCCGCCCAGCGCCGCCGCCAGCCCGCGCGUCACCGUGGCGCUGCUGGGCGGCGGCGUGGUGCUGCAGGGCGGCCCGGCGCCGCGCCCGCCCGACCCCGCGCCGCCGCCCGCCCCCGUCUGACCCGCGCUGGCGCUCGCGCUGCUGCCGGCGCUGGUCGACGACACGCCGCUCCCUGCACCGCUGCCCGAGCUACUCAGCCCACCCAAGCGCACUUAAUUAUUUUCUACGCUAGAUACUUGUCGUGUACAUAGUGUGUCGGGCAGCCGCGGGCGCCUCACGGGACUUAUUGUGCAUAUUUAAAGACGUCGUUUUAUAUUCGCGUGGCCGAAGCUUGGAGACUGUUGUUUUGCGACCGAUGUUCGCGCGAGUGUAUAUUAUUGUACUGAUUCGUAUAUUGUCGCGUUAUACCUGUCCCCGAAUGAAAGCCUGUUAAUUUAAGAGACAAUCGAGCAUGCUUCGUUUUUUGUUCAUCACUAAUAAUGUAAUGUAAGAUAUCGGAUAAAGUUGAAGAAAUUCUAAAAGCUUAUUUUUGUAUUUGAUAAAUAUCACUGUCUGUCUGUAAAUUCUACAAUAAGCAGAUUCGAAUAAGGUGAUGAGAUUUAAUAACGAGUACUGAUUGUGAGAUAUCAUUUUCCUUCCCCAAAAUGGUGUUCUACAAUGAGAAGUGUCGCGGCGUGUGCGCGCGCCCCGCGCGGGGGCGGCCCCGGAUAGCGCCCCCACGCCCCCAGUCAGCGCCCCCAGUCUCCGCCCCCCGGGGCGCGCGCCGGGUCUGUCAUCAUCGACACGUCCUGCGCUCGCAUCGGACGUUAGCAUAAAUUUAUCUAAUUAACGCUUAAGAAAAGCAAUGGCUACGCCGAUUCAUAUCAAUUUUGUCCAUAAUAGUUUUAAUAGUUCCAGUUUAUAAGCUUCUUACUGUACCGAAACGACGUUGUGUUGUAUUAACGAGGACCCGCUCCUCGCUGUUUCCUCAAGUUUAAGAAAGUUUAGACAAAUUUUUGCAACGUUAUCUAUGUAAGCUUAACAAAUCAGCUGUGAAAUCGGUACCAGAAUACACUUCCGUCCUAAUUCAGUACGCGUAAUAGGAAUCGAGCCAUUUUAUGUAACGCGCACUCCCUAGUUGAUGUAACACUUCCCCGUUUACAUUAGCUGUCUCUGUCUAACAUCGGACGUGCCGCUCGCACGCUGGUACCCCCCUCCCCGCCUCCACCGCUCCUCAGUUCCGACCUCACGUUUUGGCUACAUGAGAGAUUAGCAAUAAGAUAAUUGAUAUUACCUAAGCGAUCGAACGUCCCUUACCGAGUAAGGUAGAUAAUAUUAAAGUUUUUUAAUUUGAAUGAGCAGCUCCGUAGUGACGGAAGUACCGCGCAGACAGAGUCACCUGGCGAGUCACCUAGCGAGUCACCUGGCGAGUCGAGCCCGGGCGAGACUCGGGAACGUUAAGGAUGUAUUCACAUCGUACUAUGAACUUUAGUUAGACUUUUAUAGCACAAUAAAUCAUUAAAUUUUUGUAAUUUAUCUUCGGAUGUGGUCAAUUUUCUACUCUUGUGUAAAUAUUGUGAGCUUAUCGCCGGGUAGAUCCCACCGCACGUUCGCCACACAUUUACCUACCUAUUGUAACUAUAUUGAUAUCAGCGAAUAUCGCCGCGAUACGUAAUAAGCUUGAAGCAAUAACGUUAUAUGUGCUCGAAGGACCUGCGUCUCCCUCUAGCGGCGCGCGAGCGAGCGAGAGCGCGCUCUUCCCCCGCGCCCCGCAUGGUGCCCGCGCCCCGCGUGUCGCCCGCGCCCCGCGCGCCCGCGCGCCGCCGCCAUCUUGUGUUGGUCAAACCAAACAUUUUACAAUUAGGCAUAUUUGCACAAAAGAAGUUGUGUUUAAUUAAGUUUAGACAAUAAGUUAUGAUAUCAUUGUAUUGUUUCGUUUAACUACCUAUACCUACGACAAAAAAGUGAGUUCAGUUUGCUGAAUGAUAGAGGUUUAAUUGAGUAUUUAUUAUAUAUAUUGUUGAAGUUUGUACAAAAUAAAUUAAGUAACGAUAAAAUAUAGAACUUGACUGCUUUA